Messenger RNA from Trypanosoma grayi, 4569 nucleotides. RefSeq lists its product as hypothetical. NCBI's taxonomy places the organism in Eukaryota, Euglenozoa, Kinetoplastea, Trypanosomatida, Trypanosomatidae. The transcript has a single exon. The record is from RefSeq and is a predicted model, not a curated record. The coding region runs from base 1 to 4569 and encodes 1522 amino acids.
AUGUGCGUGGUGGCGCUGGCGAUCCUCACAGGAGUGCUCCAACUUCUUGUUGGGCAUGUGGAGUGUGCAUUCUACAUGGUGCGAGGGGGGUGUAUCGAUGAUCCAGGGAGAUGGACCACACGCAUUGACUCAGGAGCUGAAAACGAGGCUGUCGUGUCGUUUCUCCAUACACAGAGGGAGCCAUAUGCCGGAAUUGGCGGCCAUGUGCGAGGGAGGAAGGUCUACUGGGACGAUGGUUUUCCGAUGAAAUGGAAGCCAUCGGGGUUUGUGCCCCCGCCGACAUUAAGGGACGGGUUUCUCGUGGUGCGCUAUGACGGUUCGUGGGGUGCGAUGUCGUAUGACCUGUUUCCUAGUACUCUGUUCAUUUGCACAGAUGGUGAUGUACCAGCUGUUGCUCCAAACACGACGGAGACUCCGACGGAUACACCUUAUCCAAACACGACGGAGACUCCGACGGAUACACCUUAUCCAAACACGACGGAGACUCCGACGGAUACAUCUUAUCCAACCACGACGGAGACUCCGACGGAUACACCUUAUCCAAACACGACGGAGACUCCGACGGAUACACCUUAUCCAAACACGACGGAAAUACCAACGGGAACAUCCGCCCCAAUUACAACCGAGGCUCCAACAGAGGCGCCGUCUUCUACAAAUGUUUGGGGGGUGCUGGACGACCUGGCUGUUGCAGUGAGUAAGGUAGGUACGUUCGAUAUCGUGCUUUCCACCACCAACGGUGUGGACGUGCCUCUGAAAGCAACAGGUCUGUUGGAGCGGAUUGAUGCACUGCGCCGCAAUCAUCACCAUUUUGUUGGUGUUGCCUUUAUGGAGAAGGCGGAUGCUAUUGCCCCACGGGACGUUGCAACCUUGACGCUUGUGGCCGGUUCAACUUUGCAGUUUAUUGUUCCUUUGUCUUUGAUGGAGUCCGGCGUCACGCGAUACUUUGUGUGCGUGGUAGCCGUGAACACUUCAGCUGUCCCAAUAUAUCGUCAAACAAACGCCACACUUGCGAUUCACUCAUUGGAUGAGGUGUUGCACAAUGUAAAAGACAGCGUGGUGUUGAAUGAGGAGGACAUGCUAAAGCCAAAGGAUGUUAUUCGACCUCUGCGUGUGACGGGUCGAGGGACGAUUGCGCAGCACACUGCUGAGGUGACUCCAUUUGUAUUGAAUGGUUUAUCCUUUUCCAUGGUCAGCAAUGGUGUUGUGGGGAGGAAGUGUGUUCCAAGCAAACUCUCUGUCGACUUCGUUUUUGCAAACGGUAGCUUCUGGCUCUUUCUGCCCAAAGAGCAUAUCGCACGUGUGAAAACGGGCCACAAGAGCCUUUGUGCGUCUAUGAAUGGUAAAAAUAGUAUCAUCGCGCUUAUUGAAGAAAGACGGAUCUCCUUUUCCACCAGCAAUACUACCUAUACAUAUGGCGAGCCGAUCAGGGCUGUGGUACUGGGCGCUUCCGCAUCUGCCUUCGCAGCCAACACGUAUGCGGCUUUUCUCUCCCGCUCGGAGCGGUGUCCUUCUGUGGAUGAUGACGCUUCUGUCAAACUGGAGCUUGAAGUUCCAGUUUUGCCGACAAGACUGUCUAUAUCAUCAUCGUUAUCAUUUUUAGAACAAGAACAGGAGAGGACACCGACGGUGUAUUUCAGCACCGCUUCCAGGGAUCCAAAAAUGAGAUAUUUGUGUGUACAACACGUGGCAACAGCGACAAAAUUUCGGGUUCUGUCAUUAGACGGGGCAGUUGUAAGGGUCUUGGGUCACAAACCUUCUUUGCCUCCGUCAGGAAAGAUGUCUCUUUUCAAUGGUAUCACAGGAUCUAUAGCGCUGGGAAGUUUUGUCCUCCCUCCGCGUUCAGCGGAGGAUAUAGAACACUUUAAUACCGUUUCUCUUCUGAUUAUGCAAAAUGCGCUGCGCCUUCGUUUUGUCCCGCUGUCGCCCAACGCGGAGUGGGAAAAAAAAAUGGUGGAGUGCAGCCUCAAUGAAACAAAAAGCGAGGGCGAUUUCGAUGUGAAUGCUGGGUCCGUGCAGAUAAAUAGAGCUCUGUGGUUUUCGCAUUCAUCCGGUGUUCUGUGCACGGGAUCGAAAUAUCUUCGUAUCGACUAUGUGGUGCACGAGCCCUUAGAAUGGCUUCAGUUGUUCGGCGGCUCCUCCUCCGUGGUGGGCACUGCGAUCAUUGCAAGUCUGCCGAGUACAGCUGUACGUCUUGAUCUCACGAACUCAGAUCCGUCUGCCAACUACGCCGUGCGCCUAUCUGUGGAUGAAAAGUGUCGUACCGGCUUUACUGCGGGCGUCUGGCAGACGCCGUGUGGAAUCACUGCCGUCAGUUUCCACAAGGCGGUGAGCGGAACGUUCACGUUGUGUGUGGGCAUCUACGCUGGCGCCGGUGCCGCGUCUACCACGGCAUUUGUGGCCACUAAUCGUACGGUAAUCGUGACACCGUACGAGGCGGGUAUGGAUGCGUGGGAAAGGGAGCAGGGCUUGACGUCGGGGGCAUGGGAGCUAUGUGGGUCAUCUUCUCUCUGCGGGUACGUGCCGACACAGCCGUUCUUGGAGGUGUGUGGCAUCCAACCUGUGGACCGUCCAUGGCCUGCUAUCAUUACGGAGAGACUUUUGUCGUUUGAUGCCAUUAACGUGAAAUUGAGUGGGGACAACAAAAGUUACAUGGCCACAGUGAUCGCGGGAAGAGUGUUUCUGAGACGAGGCAAUAUAGCGUGCCAAGCACCGAAGAUGAUGGAGAUGAGUGUGGAUGGGAAGAUGUACAGCACCUCUGCCAUAACGGAUCGCGAACGCUCUGUGGUGACGUUGAAAUCAAGCACACAGCUCGCUGGUGUGAUCUUUGGCCUCGCCCUGUGGGAUGAGGGCUGUGACGCCGCGUCGAUACGGCAGAAGGUUCUUGUGUCUACAAUGACCCCUUUUCUCUUUUCGGCAUCGGUGUUUGACCUUGCCCCGCUCCUGUGGAAUGGAAGCGACAAUUAUUACGUUGUAUGUGUUUUGCAGACAAUGACUUGGUCGGCUGUGCCACAGGCGUAUAUUCAUACCAUGACAAGUAAUGCGGGUACUAACGUUGUUACUGCGGAGGCGAUUGCGACUUCUAACCCGAAAGAAAAUGAGAAGACUAUCCACAUUUGGCAAACGGAGACGUCAACAUGGACCAUUGUGGGUCACUUCCUGCCAGAUGUUGUGGUGUCGUUGGCUCUUGUGUGGGAUGAUCCUACGUGUAGUGUGCAGCCUGCGUACACGGCUGCCAUGCAGUACCUAUCUCCCACCACAUCUUCUGUCGCCGUUGAGGCUUCGUUUAUCACUGCGCCACUGACCCCGAAGUCUCUACUGUACUCUUGUUACUAUACGAAAAGUAUUUCCCCGACGCCACUUAGCAUCGAGGAGUUCCGGAAGCGACGCAUUGCCGUUUUAGAAUUAUCCCUUUCUUCAAUCAACUACCUUCCUCACUAUGCGAUACGGUAUGACACACGCGACAAUACGACUGUCUUUCUCACGGAUCCCCACAAACCCCCAAUUACGCAACUGGAACUCUUCCUUGCCCAUUCACCAGAAGACCAUGAUGCUACCGCAAAUUGUUCCACCACAUCUCAGCGGCACGUCGCGUCGCUAAUGGUGCACACGGAUAGCUUUGGGUUAGGGUGGGUAAGAGUUGUUCCAGGUGUUCCCGCCAUGGUCAGUGCCGCGGGGCGAGCGGCCUACCUGCUGAUAUGCGCCACCGCCUCGAAGAGUGCUUCCUUGCGUUUUGUCCCUAUCAGUGCGUACUUGGUCAUCAACGAUAUCGGCACAGGAACACAGGUUAACCCUUUUUCUUUGGAUCUUAGUUUCCUUCCACUAAAUGAUACGAACAGCGUCCUGGGGGGUGACUCGUGCAAAGAGGCUGUAACACGAUACGUAUCUGCUGUGACGAAUCAAACUGCUGACCCAAAAGGUAUUCUUGUUACUGCAAAGAGCAACAACAACUUUGGUCUUUUUAUCGAGCCAGAUGCUACAGUAUCGAGUGAAAGUGCGGCCAAUCAGCUACGUGCUGUCUACACAGCAAUGGCGUCUGGGAGGGGCUUGCCUCUGCGUGCCAGCUCCCUGAACGGUGCUACGUUCAUUCUUGUUUCCGUAGAGGGCGUACAUCUUAUUGACCAAUCUCCGUAUGACGGCAUGCCACGUGUCAAUGUGAGCACUUUAAAUACUGUGGACAGUAAUGUGCCUGGAGACCUUGCAAAGAAGGUGAUCACAAUCUUCUGUGUUGUUGUGGCGCCCGUUGUGGUGGGCUUCGUCGUCUUCUCUCUGCAGCGUACCGUUCCUACGCUGGACCGUGCCAAGUUUGGCAAGGUUAGCGGCCGAACGAAGGCCUCGGUGGCAGCGUUCGAUUUUGGUGAUUCGCCGCCGCCACGCAAGCCGGAGUCGGCAGAGGGCGGGGGGCACUUUGCCACCGCAGUGGAGGACACCGCCGCCAGCCCACUGUACGACUCGGACGACGAGCGACCACCCCCCGCCCUCGGCUGUACGCCGCCGCCGCCGCCGCCAGCGCGGAACGCGGCAUUGACAGUUCGCGAGGGGGGCAGUGCAGUGACGGGGUGCAAGCCAUGA